This is a messenger RNA of Lottia gigantea (owl limpet), 1882 nucleotides long. RefSeq lists its product as hypothetical. Gene Ontology annotation, biological process: proteolysis. Gene Ontology annotation, molecular function: serine-type endopeptidase activity. The record is from RefSeq and is a predicted model, not a curated record. The annotation marks the transcript as partial. NCBI's taxonomy places the organism in Eukaryota, Metazoa, Mollusca, Gastropoda, Lottiidae. The transcript is spliced from 4 exons.
CAUUGGUGUGGGGGAACUAUUAUAUCUGAUACAUGGAUACUAAGUGCUGCUCAUUGCUUUACAAAGAAUCGUAUAUUAGUAAGAGUUGGUGAUCAUCAUCAUAAAAAAGAAGACUUAGAUGAGCAACAUUUUGAAGUUGAAGAACUUAUUCUUCAUGAAAAUUAUCAACGCUCCACACAUGAUAAUGAUAUAGCAUUAAUAAAAAUAAAGCCUAAUCGAGCUGGUAAAAGAAUAAUAUUUAGUAAUUAUGUACAACCGGCCUGUCUACCAUCUAGUAAUCAACUAUAUAAAGUCGGAGAGAGAUGUUUGAUAUCUGGUUGGGGAGAUCUUGGUGAUGGUAUAAAUAUACAUUAAUGGGUGUAACAUCAUUUGGUAAUGGAUGUGCUAAGCCUAAUGCACCUGGUGUUUAUGCUCGAGUCUCUUCCUUUAUUGAGUGGAUUAAUGAGAAAAUAAACAGAUAUUAGAUAUGGCAUCAAAGAAGUAACAGAACCUGGUGUAGAGCUGCUCUGUGAACAAAACUCAUAUUAUUCAAAGUGUAUAGACACUGAUGAUUACAUGUGAAGGGUCAUCAAAAUUCUAAUUUUAAACUGAGUUAUAAAGCUAAUGAAGCUAAUCCAAUGACUAGACCCACUUCUUUUCAAAAUGUUUGCAAAUGUAAUUUCAACAUGAAUUCUUGAAAAACUCAGGUUAAUACAAAAGCCACGUCAAGACAUUCUGACUUCUUACUUCUAAGGUUUUUUUUUUAUGUGAUUUUAUGCUAUUUUAAAUCUGUAUAGCCUAAUCUAACGUGUUUAGGUGCUUUAUGGUUAAUUCACCUUAAUGCAUUUCAUUUCUGGUGGAUGAAGUUAUGACCUAAGCUUUCCUCUCCUGAUUAGGCUCUUGGUGCUGCGUCAUGCAGUCUAUAAUGAAGGAAAUUUUGUCUGGACAUCAGUGAUAACCUACUCAUUUCUAACUGUUGAGGUAUCUCUAACUUGUUGCAAUGCACAGUUUAUGGCACACAAAGUCUAGAGUUUAUUUUCUUAUAUCCGAAUGUACUAUCUGUGAAUACUAUCAUCUGAAUUAAAUUUAAUGCAUGAUUUAAGCCCAUUAUUUUCAAAAUUUGUCCGUCUGACCACCACUUUUAGAAUAAUUUUAACACCAAUUUGAUUGGUGCAUUCUACCAACUUUAACUUUCUCAUAAAUAUUCUGGAUUAUAUCGGACAGGCACAUUAAGGGGAGCUGUGCAUGUGGUACCAAAACCACCUCGCCUGUAAGCCAUUUGGUUUACCCUGUUUCCAGUAAAAAUUACAAGAACAUACAUAUAAUAUAUUUAUCAACGAAGCAAUGCUGAAGCCUGAUGCACAAGUCACAGGGAUUUGUGAACAGGCAAUAAGAGCAUGAAAUGAUUUGACAAUUGAGGAUGGGAAGAGACAUAGUUUAUUUGCAAGAGCAUCAAUAUUUCAUUUCAUGUGUCACCCAUUGAAGAUAAAAAAUUAUAGUCAGAACUCGGAAGCAAUAAAAACUGGGAAGUCAGAAGUGAAAAAAAGGUGGAAGUUGGAAUGGAAUGCUUUUAUAGGUUAACUCUUAAUUUUAACUGAUUUGUCUGAAUUUUGAAGGUUUAUAUCUGAAUUUACACUACUCAAAUAUUGGCUGAUUGGACUUCAUUUGAUUAUAUCUGACUUUACAACCCUUUUCAGCAUUUUUUAAAACCAUUACAAAUAUUAAUAAUAACUUUGGUUCAGAUUAAUCUUAUGGUUAAUGUUGAUGUCUUCAGGUUUAUUUCACACCAAUUGAUGCAAGACAAACUUUAAUCAGAUGCCAAGAUAUGUGUAUAUUAUACAAAUGGUAUUAUAUGAGAUAAGUAUAUUAAUAAACAAACAAUAAAGUUCAUCCUUUCUAUCUC